Guyanagaster necrorhizus is the source of this 2371-nucleotide messenger RNA. Its product is annotated as Cullin-domain-containing protein. Gene Ontology annotation, biological process: ubiquitin-dependent protein catabolic process. Gene Ontology annotation, molecular function: ubiquitin protein ligase binding. The transcript is spliced from 9 exons. NCBI's taxonomy places the organism in Eukaryota, Fungi, Basidiomycota, Agaricomycetes, Agaricales, Physalacriaceae. Gene Ontology annotation, cellular component: cullin-RING ubiquitin ligase complex. Bases 13 to 2235 code for a protein of 740 amino acids. The record is from RefSeq and is a predicted model, not a curated record.
AUUCCUCCUGAGAUGGCAGACUUGGAUGAUAUAUGGGCAUUCCUCAAGCCAGGCAUCGACCAUAUUAUGUCCAAUCACGAGGGCCUUCCUGUCACCGACUAUGCCAACCUGUACACAGCGACAUACAAUUACUGCACAUCGCCGGUAGGCAUUUGUGACAGAAAAAGCGAUGACAGCUCAAAUCGAAUUGGUACUAGUGUAGCCUCAUGCAACUUUUACUUCAAGCUGAUCGAAUACUUCACGAUGCAUUUCGUAUCUAUGAAACAGGCAGUCGUUUCGCUGCAAGGCGAAGAGCUCCUAAGAUACUACGCGUCGGAAUGGCAUCGUUACGCCACUGGGGCGAACUAUCUCAAUCGUCUCUUCUCCUAUCCCAAUCGACAUUGGAUCCAACAUCAGCGUGCUCAGGGGAAGAAAGAGAUAUAUCCUGUGUAUACGCUUUCUCUCGCGCAAUGGAAAUCACAAUUCUUCUAUUUUAUACAAACGGAUAAUCAGAAGCUGGCCAAUGCUGUCUUCCACCUUAUCGAACGUCAAAGGAACGGCGAUAUGAUUGACCAGGGACUUGUGAAGAAGGUGGUGCAAUCUUUCGUAUCCUUAGGCCUCGACAACACCGAUCUCAGCAAAGAGUGUCUGGAAGUGUACAAGGAGCACUUUGAAGCGCCGUUCAUCCAAGCCACCAAGCAGUACUACAAGAAGGCGUCAGAAGCUUUUCUUGCCGAGAAUACAGUUUCCGAUUAUCUGAAAAAGGCGGAAGAGCGUCUACGGGAGGAGGAGGACCGAGUAGAAAGAUAUCUGCACACCGAGACACGCGAAGUAUUGAUUGAGGAGUAUGUCAAAUUGACGUGGGACUACUUCCAACCAUUCCUGGACUUUGAUCAAGACGAAGACCUCCAGCGAAUGUAUGCACUGUUGUCGCGUACUUCGGACGGACUAGAUCUGCUGAGGAAGCGGUUCGAGGUGCACGUCAAGCAAGCAGGUCUAUCAGCGAUCUCGAAACUUGUGGGAGAGGGCAGUGCCGUGAAUGUCGACCCCAAGAUAUACGUGGACGCAUUGCUGGAGGUUCAUCAGAAGAACUCGGAAACUAUUACUCGAUGUUUCCGAGGGGAAGUUGGAUUUGCGGCCAGUCUCGACAAGACGUGCGAAGGGUUUAUCAACUAUAACGCCGCCACCGGUUUGUCAUCGAGCAGGUCGCCGGAGCUGAUCGUGGAAUGCGCAGAUAUGCUUUUGCGGAAGAACAACAAGAUGGCUGAGGAAGGAGAUUUGGAGAGCGCGCUUGAUCGUGUGAUGGUUCUCUUCAAGUAUCUGCAAGACAAGGACGUCUUCGAAACGUUCUACACCAUCAAAUUUUCCAUACGACUCAUUGACGGCGUAUCUGUUUCUGAUGAGAGUGAAGCCAACAUGGUAUCGAAACUGAAGAAGGUUUGCGGUUUCGAAUACACCAAUCAGCUCCAACGUAUGCUCAGCGACAUGAGUCUGAGCAAGGAUCUUACUGACUCGUUCAAGGAGCGGAUGGCCCAGAACCACGAUGAUAUGGACAUGACUUUCACCGUCAUGGUCCUCGGUACUAACUUCUGGCCUCUCCACCCUCCGACCCACGGCUUUACCAUUCCCGUCGAGAUCAUGCCUACCUAUGAACGUUUCACAAAGUACUACCAGAGUACACACCCUGGUUGUAAAUUGACAUGGCUUUGGAACUACUCGAAGAACGAACUGCGAACGAAUUACCUGAACCAGAAAUACAUCUUGAUGACUAGCGCGUACCAGAUGGCCGUUCUUGUUCAAUACAACCGAAACGACACGUUAUCCUUGGGUGAGCUGUCUGCAGCGACCGCGAUCAGCAAGGACAUCCUGUCCCAGGUAUUGGCGUUGUUGGUGAAGGCUAAGAUUCUCGUCAAUGAGGAGAAGGACCAGUACGAUUUGAACCCUGGUUUCAAGUCAAAGAAGAUUCAGGUCAAUUUGAAUCAGCGAAUCAAAGCUGAAGUGAAGGCCGAGUCUUCUGACGUCCUCAAGGCCGUCGACGAAGACAGGAAAUACGUUAUCCGAGCUGCUAUUGUUCGAAUCAUGAAAGCCUAUAGGAUGAUGACAGAACAAGGCCUGAUCCAGGAAGUCAUUUACCAGGUUUCUCAGCGUUUCGCUCCCACGAUUCCUGACAUCAAAAAGGCCAUAGAGAUCCUUUUGGAGAAGGAGUACAUGAAACGAGUUGACGGACUGGAAGACACGUUUGUCUAUGAUGCAUAAUUCCUCUGCUCCCUUCCUCACUUAUAUCGUCCCAUCAUCGUUCAUUCCUUGUAUCAUUGUAUCAUAAUGCAUAUACGUUAGGAAGUCGGCUUAGUUCCCGUCAUAUACAUUACUCGCCGUAAUACACUGACCUACU